GGGUUCCAGGGAUAAGUAGGAACCAUCUAGAAUUUACUGCCCUUCCCUGACACCACAGUUGUCAGCUAUUCCAAGAAUUAGGCAAAUUGAUAACCAAAGACCACCAUUUUGUAUAAGCAGGGUUGUGGGCUCUUCCCGAGGAAAUUCAUAUCCAGAAAGCUUACGGAAAGGAAGACUGGAAGAAUGGAAAGUCCUGAGAAUCAGCGUAAAACUCUGGCCCUCAGGAGACAGUUACACCCCCAAAGUAUGCUAGGAUUCUAGGUUCAACCCCAAGAUUGUUCAUUCAUCCAAAAAGGACCAGGAAGUCACACCAGUGGACGGAGAAAGACCAUGGACAGAGCAAGACCAUGGACAGACCGGCGGGGUGCAUCAAGUUAAAAAAUAAAAUAUAAAAGGCUAAUAAGAAGAAGCCCAGGGAAGCUGCAGAAUGGCGAGGAAAGGCAGAGCCGCCGAGGAGGAGUGAGACUGGAGGAAAGAGUCAGGAGGGAGGGGAGAGCGAGGAGAGCUGAGCACGGACGUCAGGAACAAAAGCUCCGGCAGAGUCUGGCGGAGGCACCGAGGGAGCACGGGGUGUUUUGAAUAAUUAUUAAAAUUAGCAUGUGUCUGCGCCAUCCUGUGGGUGUGGCGCAGAGCCGAGUGUAAACUCUAGCGGGGCUCAGAGCAAACAUUGGAUUCGCGGUAGCAGCCAGCCAGCCUGCCCGAGGAGUGCGGGGACCAGCUCGCGGCGGCACGUCGACCAGCACGAUGGCCUCGUCUCAGGGGAAAAACGAGCUGAAAUUCGCCGACUGGAUGGCAACUCUGCCGGAGAGCAUCCACAGCAUCCCCCUCACCAAUUUAGCCAUCCCAGGGUCCCACGAUUCCUUCAGCUUCUACAUUGAUGAAGCCUCUCCAGUAGGCCCCGAACAGCCAGAAACUGUCCAGAAUUUUGUCUCUGUGUUUGGAACUGUAGCCAAGAAGCUGAUGCGGAAAUGGCUAGCCACUCAGACAAUGAAUUUCACGGGUCAGCUAGGAGCCGGAAUCCGUUAUUUUGAUCUUCGAAUUUCCACCAAGCCCAGAGACCCCGAUAACGAACUCUACUUCGCUCAUGGUUUGUUCAGUGCCAAAGUCAACGAGGGCCUUGAAGAGAUCAAUGCGUUCCUCACGGAUCACCAUAAGGAGGUGGUAUUCUUGGACUUCAACCAUUUUUAUGGGAUGCAGAAAUAUCACCAUGAAAAACUGGUCCAAAUGCUGAAAGAUAUCUAUGGAAACAAAAUGUGCCCAGCCAUUUUUGCCCAGGAAGUUAGUUUAAAGUACCUGUGGGAGAAGGACUACCAAGUGCUGGUCUUCUACCACAGUCCAGUGGCUCUGGAAGUGCCCUUUCUCUGGCCUGGGCAGAUGAUGCCAGCACCCUGGGCCAAUACCACAGACCCUGAAAAACUGAUCCAGUUUCUUCAGGCGUCCAUCACCGAGAGAAGAAAGAAGGGCUCGUUUUUUAUUUCUCAGGUGGUGCUAACCCCCAAAGCUAGCACUGUGGUCAAAGGUGUGGCAAGUGGCCUCAGAGAGACAAUCACAGAGAGAGCUCUUCCUGCCAUGAUGCAAUGGGUCCGCACGCAGAAGCCAGGAGAGAGUGGCAUCAAUAUUGUCACUGCCGAUUUUGUAGAACUUGGUGAUUUUAUCAGCACUGUCAUAAAGCUCAACUAUAUCUUUGAUGAAGGUGAAGCCAACACUUGAUAGUCCUAAUUGGAGUGGUCAUGAAUAAGAUAGAGAAGACUCAUUGUAUUAGGUGUAUUAUCUGUAAACACUCUGAUUUUCCUUUUCCACUGAGUCUUGGAAAGGAUUAGGGCUUGUAGUGGGUGGGGAAAAGGGGAAAUCAUUUUCUUCAGUGAUUAUGUCACAAUCUACUAUAAAUAUUUCAUUUCCUAUUUGAUGAGCGAAAUCUACUUCUAGUGUUAGGGAUAAAAAAGUAUAGUGAAUUUUGUUUUUUGAAAUUAGUCUUUUAACGUACAACUCAUGAGUGGUUACUUGAUUGCAUUUUAUAAUUUCAACCUAGGGCUCCUUUACUGUCUAAACUCUCUAACCUUUCCACUCCCUCUGUUGCUCGCUCUUUCUAAUCAGAUGCUGUAUGGUACUCAAAACAAUUGAAUGUCCAACAUAAUGUGUAUUACCUUGUUGUACUGAAAUUUAUUUGUUUUGUGGGAUUUGAUAUAAUAUUCUGUAGUCGUCUGCAAUUGGGCAAUCAUAGCCAACUUUUGGUCAUAGAAAAUGUGCAUCCAAUCAGUUUCCCUGCAUCAGUGAUAUUGGAGGCCAUAAUCAGUGAUAUUUGUGUUAUAUAAAAACAAUUGUGUGUCACAGUAUUUCCAUUUAAGGCAGCUAUAACUAUAGUGUAAAAAUUUUUUUUUGAUAGGACUGAGUGCCAACUCCCUAGUAAAAAAUGAGGAGUGAGGUAUGUGGGGGGAGAUGGAUGUCACUUUAGUUCAGCAACCCCUAGAAGUAAUAAUACUCUGCAAAUACCCAGUAAAUGAUGUUAUAGCAAAUGCAUUAAAAUCAGAAAUCUGGAUUCCUCCAAUAACUUUCUUAACAAUUUUGAUUUAAAUAAAAGGAAGAACAAAGAAAGAUGAAAGUCAGGAUUUCCAAAUAUGUUCUAAAUCCCAGGUUUUCAGGAACAUUUCUCAAGAAGUUUCCAUUGACAGGAAGAAAGGAGAAAGAAAGAAUAGUGGAUGGAGUGUUUUAGAGCAAUGUCUUCGAAACUAUGUCCACCAAACCACAAUGAUCCAUAAAAUAUCUCUAGGAAAUUCUUGAAAUACGUGUGAUCUGGACAGACUUGUUUCAAAUUGGCAGUCACUAAUCCCUUCUGGGAUCUAUCCUAUUCUAGAGGUUAGAUGAAGGCAGGGGGCAAAAGUGUCAUUCAAAGAUUCUGUGAUCUGACUUUUGAUAAUUCAAGCCCUUAGGAAAGCACAGUGAUAACACAGUUUGAGCCCUGCCUCCUUUUGGUGUCUUUACAACAGUUGACAAUUCCAAAAAUUAGUUUUCAAAAGCACAAGGCCCCCUGACCUGUAUGCAUCACAGGAAUAUUGUGAGGCAUUUAUACAAAUCUAUAAAAUUUGUUGAAAUCCUUACAAUUUUGAAGUAUUUUUAUCUUUUCAUAUUUAGAAAUAAUCGCACCUCCACAUUUUUCUGGGACAGUGCAAUUCCAUGCAAAUUGAGACUAUGGAGAAAUAAGAAGCAUGCCCUCAGCUUUUAAUUAAUCCAAGUGCAAGAUGUAUAACUUAAUAUCUUAGACUUAGGUAAGGGAGUUGAUUACAUAUGUCAAGAUUAUGGAUAAUCAAGAGUUGAUUAUGAAUAUUCAUUGUCAGAAAACAGUACUUAAUAGUAACUGCAGAGAGGGAAUAAAAGAUUUUUUAUACUGAACAGAAUGUUCAUGAAAAAUGUAGUACCUGUUUAGACCAAGUAGCACACGUAUACAUUUUAUAAGCAACAGAUACAUUUGGACAUUCCAGUUGAGUGUAUAUUCUUUGUCAUACACAAUAUACCUACACAUACUCACUCCUAUGCAAGUAGUAGAUACAAAUAUACACAAACACACACAAAAAAUAGACAGAUACAGUAUAAUUCUUUUCAAGUGAAAACACCAUUAUUAAAUAAUUUAAUUUUAACACUUAGUCUCUUAACAAUGUAAAAAAAGGAUGGACACAACCUUUGAAAAUUGAGUAGCUGAUCAUAUUAAAAUAGUUUUGUAAAAAUAUUAUAGUUUAGAACUCAAAUAUUUACAAAAUAUAGUUCUUUUCUUCCAUUUUCUCUUCCAUUACGGUUUUUUUUUUCCCUUUUCACCUGCUCUUUAUGUGCAACCGAACAUGAAUUCUUUUUAAAAGGCUAUGGGCUAUUGAAGUUUAUGUCCUGUAAAUUUGCUUUUUGAACAGAAUUCUUUUGCUGGUUCUUCAUCAUUCAUCACUCCAGAUAUUUCAGCAAUUACACUUGUUAUGACACAGGAUUUAACUUAUAAAUAUGACAGAAAACAGGUCUUUCAGCCUAUUAACGAAAAUGAAUAAAAUAUAGAGGUAACUAUAUUGUAUUUUCUUGAAAUUAAAUGCUUUCCUAUAAUGUUUGCUUAGAAUUAACUUUGUUAUAUUUGUCAUUUGGGUGCUGGAAAUAACAAACUUGAGGAAGCAUUCGACAGUGCAGUUUGUAAACUGAGGAAAGCUUCUGAUUGCCAUUAGCGAUAUGCACACAAAGACCUUGUUAGACAAAAGGUACUUUCAGUCUAAUGUUCUGAUUUCCACAUGGACAUACAGUGCCACCUCUGUAGCAGGCACUAAGAGUAAAUAGACUUGCCUUAAUUCUAAAGGAGGGUAGAGAUAGUAAAGAACCCUGAGAGAAUUCACCAGGGAUUCCUUGGAGAGGGGAUGGCAAGGAGGUGCCUUUGGCUGUGUCUGUUCGUUGGUCCUGCCCUGGAGGACACUUAGGAAGCAGGCUGUGGGUCUUACAUGGAGAACCGGGGAUGCAUUCCAAGUUUACCCUCCGCCUAUGCUCCUUUGUCUCAGCUGGGCAUUGUGUUUUCAGAGAGGUAGGAGCACAAGGGCUACAAAGAGGCUCCAAGAUGUAGUAAACACAUCUUGGUGCAUUUUUUGCUUUGCUUCUUAAGACUUUAUGUCACAAGUACUACAAGGCAAAAAACUAAAAUAAAAUCCAAUUUUUACCCAGUCUUCAUCAGGAAAUCAAAGGAGUGGGUGAAGUGAGGGGAAAUAAGCAAAGGAUAUCAUUUAUACAUUUGCCUUCCUGUCAGCAGUUUUGGAGCACCAAUAUGGUGAAUACUUCUCCUGCCAUAAUCAUUUAUGUUUCCUUUAUUAGUACAUAGUCAUGUGAACAUAAGGAAUGAGGAAGCAUCCUUUAAAAGCCUUAGGAUUUUCUAUAUGAUGACCUCAAUAUUCACUUUCAGCCAUACUGGGAAAACUCACUUUUCAUGGAGCGCCACCUAACAGUGAAUGUACUAGAAUAUAAAGUGUUUGGCAUGAUGCACCUGUGUGUAUGUAUACACACACACAUAAACACACACACACACACACACUCAAGUAGGAACUGCAUCUAAUUAUCCAACCUGGUUCUUUUGCAAUUUUGAUUCUUAAAAUCAAUCAUCUCCUAGGUUAGUAGGCAUAAACAUAGCUCAAGUAUUUAAAUAUUUAAGGGGAGAAAAAUUAUUUGAAAACCAGUGAAAAGUGAGACCAUCAGAAAUAGGACACACGUGGCACUACAUUGUCUAUGACACUUGAAGCUAGAGAAUCUAAGCUGGACAGUGGACUUUGAAUAUGCAUUACACACACAUAUACAUCUUCACUUAAAGGUGUCAAAAGUCCUUUGAGGUUCUGACAUGUUUUAGUAAAGCAAGGUUACAUGUUGUUCUCCCCUUUUAGGAUUCCAGACUAGAAAAUUGGAAGUCUCAGGAAAUGCAUGUUUUCAUGAGUUUUUCAAUUCUAUAGUUUUACAAAUAUUCAGUGACACAAUCUUUUAACCUUUGAUUGCACAACUAAACAGGAGCUCCGUAGAAAGAGUGUUCACCUUUUGAAUUGCUAGGAGAAAAUAAUGCAGUGCACCUCAGGCUAUGCUAAAUACAAUUUUUAAAGUGUUUUAUUUUGCAGCACUUUGUUUUUUCAACUAGGUUCAGUAACACCAUGGUGUAAAUGCUAUAUUUGCCAUAACUUAUUGGUGGCUCCUGUGUUCCAUGUGGUUUCAAAUAAUGCUCCAAAUUGUUUGUUUUCCCAAUGACAGUGAUAAAAUGUUCUGUAGAAUUUGUAAAAGGUGUUGACUGAAUCUGUUAAAACUUGUGUAAUUUUUAUUUCACUUGUGAUACUAUUUUAUAGUUAUUAGUUCUAAAUGUAUAUUUGUAUGAGUCAAAACUAUGUGCUUGUCAGUGGUAUGUGUAAAUAUAUUGUACCUUACUAAAUAUCAAACUUAUCCUAAAGAAAAAGGGCACAUUAUGACCAGCCUUAAUUUGUCACCAUUUUUUUUUUGGUUGUCAUUGCUGCAAUUUGGAUUUAAACCUUAAACAGAAAUUAUGUUUUUGUUAAAGAUGACUUUUUUAAAAAAAAAAUCUUAUGUGGUAUGUGCUUUAGAAGUUUUCUGAGUUCCCACAAGCAAACCGUCCAGUUUGCAAAGCACCUAUGUUUUUCAAAACGACCAUGCAUUGAUUAAUUCACUAAAUUCAUCAUCAUACAAAUAGACUAAAUUCACUUUUUGCUUCCAUCAGAACCAGUGCAUUGCUAAAGUUCUUCUCCCCAACAUGGAACUCUGUAAAAAGAUUUUUGCUUUAAUGAUAACCUUUCCAUUACAAAUAGUUUUUCUCUAGACCAUUAUUUUUGAAAACUGGAUCUUCUGAAGGAAAAUGCACCACCUUGGCUCUUUGAAAGUUGCUGAAGCUCCAUCAACAUGAUGUGGUUCCAACAUGGUUCUCUUUUCAAAAAAUAAGCAUGCAACACUCACACUAUUCCCGUCUGCCCUGUGUGCAUCCCACCGGUAGAAAGCUCAUGAUUUUAAGAAUCUAUCCUGGCAGUUAUGCUCGAAGCAAAAAUCUUACAAUCUUCUUUAGACUGGGAUCUGGAUAUGAAAUAUUAAUUAAACUUUUUAUUUCCUCCACCUCCAAGAAUUUGUUUUUAAUAUUUAGUGUUGCCAAAUAAAAUACAGGACAUUGGUGACAUUCUAAUUUUGGAUAAAUAAUUAUUUUAGAGUAUUUCUUAUAUAUUUCAUCAAAUAUACUAAAAACUACUUAUAUGAAAUUCAAAUUAAAAUGGAUAUAUUCUGUAUUUUUUCCUAAAUCUGGCACCCUGUCCGCACUGCCUCUCUAUCUUUUCCAGUGGGCUACCCAUGAAGAGUGAGAUCUACCUCCCUCUGUGUCAUGAUGUUAAGACACUUUGUGCAAAUCUGCUGUUGGUGUACCCUUCUUGAAGGAAAAUAUUGGUCCACACCAGGUCCCGGAAAUGUUUUAUGAAGGACCAAUUCAAAAAUAGAAGGGAAUAGCUGGACCUGCUGGCACAACCCAUAAUCCCAGCUACUCAGGAGACUAAGGCAGGAGUAUCACAAGUUCAAAGCCAACUUCAGCAGUUUAGUGAGGCCCUGAGCAACAUAGUGAGACGCUAUGUCUCAAAAAAAAAAAAAAAAAGAAGGGAAUAAUCAAGCAAUUAUCUUCAUUAGAUUAGUGCUAUAGCAUUCAAAAUUUCCCUUCACUAGCCUGUUUUGAAGCACAUAGUCUCCCCAUUUAUUCCUUAAGAAACAUUACCCAGUAAUUGAGAAAAUGAAAAACAUACCCUUGUUAAAAAUGUUCUUGUAAAGUAGCAGCAGUACCUUCUCACUUAGUACCAGAACCACUUUUAAAAUUCAGUCUCUUUUUCUUUCGGAAAGGUGACAAGUUAAUCCAUUAUCCCCUCACUCCCAUUAACACCAUUAUACCACAAAAUAUAAAAUUUGACGUAGGAAAGAACUCUUCACUUUGGAAAGAGAGGCGUCUGAGGUAUGACCCUGUCAAGUACUUCACUAAAACAGGUGGAGUUGGUCAGCUGUGCUGGGACAGAACACUAGCACCUGCCAGGGACAUUGGCUAGAGAAAAUUAUAAUGACCAGUCCAUUUUUAUAGGAAUUGAAAACCCAAGAAUCCCUGGAUUAUGAAUAACGAGAAGCAAAGACAGUCUCUAGAAGUUUUCAGAGAAUAGAACCAUGUUGGAAUUCCUGGAACAAAGCUUUCUAACACUGCUGUUUCCAACACUGAAUCCUUGAUAAAACUGAAGUCUUAGAACAGCAUUCCUUCAAAUGAUACAGGAAAACCUAAAUCCCUUAACAUUUCCAUCUCUUGAUUCCUGCCUCUACACAUUUGUGUUGAUUUGCUUCAUUCUGGAGGAUGAGAACUUUCAAAGCUGGUGACAUUUCCUUUAUCAGAUGCCAGAAAUUCACCAGAGUGAGACAGAUCUGUGCCUUCUCUUUUUAGGAUCUGGUCAUUGACACUUUAAUAAACGUGUUGUGAAAAAAAAAAUUAAUGCUUACAGUCUGUAUAGCAAAUGUGAAUUUUUUUGAUAUUAUUGUGUUCUUAAUGUAAAAACAGUUUCUUUGUACCCAGUGAAAUGCUAAUAAAGUCCUGGCACCAGUUAUCUUUA
Molecule: messenger RNA, 8111 nt
Organism: Ictidomys tridecemlineatus (thirteen-lined ground squirrel)
Lineage: Eukaryota; Metazoa; Chordata; Mammalia; Rodentia; Sciuridae
Gene: Plcxd3
Product: phosphatidylinositol specific phospholipase C X domain containing 3
Biological process (GO): lipid metabolic process
Cellular component (GO): synapse
Molecular function (GO): phosphoric diester hydrolase activity
Source: RefSeq, a predicted model, not a curated record